Molecule: messenger RNA, 1912 nt
Organism: Chilo suppressalis (striped riceborer)
Lineage: Eukaryota; Metazoa; Arthropoda; Insecta; Lepidoptera; Crambidae
Source: the annotation of a GenBank genome assembly
GAAACCGUGAAGUGGAAAAUAAAAUAUUGUAAUAGAAAUUGAUUUUUUAUGAAUACUUUAUUAGCAAUAAAUAUUCUUUCAUAAAAUAGGUGGUGUUGUUGUUAGUAAAGGAGACGAGUUAUCUUCUAUCUAUUGUGCAUAAGUUUUAUGUGCAACUAUGGCAGUGCUUGCUGCUGCUCAGUUGUUGGAUGAGUUGAUGGGCAGACAUCGUAAUACAAAUCCCAAUGAGAAGAUAAAGAAGCCCAACUGGGAGGACCCAGAGUAUUGCAAAUACUACAUGGUGAAGUUCUGUCCUCAUGAUUUAUUUGUGAACACUCGAGCUGAUCUUGGUGUGUGUCCCAAAGUUCAUGAUGAUGAAGUGAAGGUUCUCUUUGAAAAAGCAGAGCCUUCAUAUAAGAAAGCACAACAUGUGGAGGAAUUCCUGCGAUUCUGUCGGUACAUGAUUAAUGAUGUGGAAAGAAAAAUAACAAAAGGAAAGCAAAGACUGGAGUUAAUGAACUCUAAACCAGAAGGGCCACCCAUGACUCAAGCUCAGACAGAAAAAAACCAAGAACAGGUCCAGCUAUUAUCAGAGAAAAUAUCUUCUUUGGUCCAGGAGGCUGAAGAAGCAGGAACAAGGGGUGAUGUGGAACAAGCCCAAGGGCUUAUGAAGUUAUGUGACAGGUUGAAGGAAGAAAAAGAUCAGUUGUUGAAACAGCAAGAGAAUAGUCAUUGGUCUAUGACUGCUGAGUUAGCUGCUGCGCAGGAAAAGCAGAUGGAAGUUUGUCCAGUGUGUGGUGCAUUUCUCAUUGUCGGUGAUGCUCAGCAGCGUAUUGAUGACCAUCUUUCUGGAAAACAACAUGUCGGGUAUUUCAAACUUCGCCAAGCUUACGAGGAAAUGAAUGCUGCUAGGGAGAAGGAACAACAAGAGAAAGAGAGGAAGCGUAGAGAAGAAAGGGACAGGGAGCGCAGUUCCCGAGCUGGCGGUCUUGGAUCUGACAGGCGCGACAGAGAGCGCAUGGAGCGCGACAGAGAACGCGAUAGAGACCGCAGCGAUAGGGGCGACCGUGACAAGGAGAAGGAAAGAGAUAGGGAACGCCACCGGUCAAGUCGUGAUGACAAGAGCAGUCGCGACGAUAAGAACAACCGCGACGAGAAAGGUGGUCGUGACGAGAAGAGUAGCCGGGACGAGAAGAGUAGCCGAGAAGAGAAGGGUGGUAGCCGAGACGAGAAGAGUGGCCGAGACGACAAGGGUCGCCACGAGGAGAGGGACCGCGAGCGGGAGCGAGACAGGGAUAGGGAGCGUGAUCGCGAUCGCGACCGCAGGCAUCGUAGAAGAUCCCACGAACGCACUCGCAGGCGCUCCCGCGACCGCCACUAGCUAUUGACUGAGGUAUCACAAAAGCGCCUUGAACCGUUGACAACCAGGGGAAGAUCGAUCACCGCAUCAGCCACAAAAAGAGGUAUUUUUGACAUUAUACCAACCCUGGAAGACCCAAGACAUCCGGAUUAUGCGCGUCAACGGUUACCGAGGUGACAUAGAAUAGUCACACAUAACAAUAAGAUUGUAAUUAAUGUUAAUGUCUAAAAUCGUUUGUUUAAUACGAAUGCAUGUAGUCCGUCGUGUAUUCGCAUACACGACGGACAUUUUUUUUUCGCUUAGACCAAUAAGACAAUGUAUUUCGAUGUAGCUACCUCUGAUGUUUGUUCUCUAGGAAGGUCACUGUUAUUUCUGUUAACCAGAUCUGAGGAGACGAUCAGGUAUUUAUAAAAUAAAAAUAUUCUCUUAUUUUCAUAAACAAUAAUGUGUUAUUGAUUUCGCUUUGUGUUAUUUUAGUGUGAAUGAUAGGGUAUAUAUUUGGAGGAUUAAAUAUGAUACUACAUGACAAUUAGUUUCUUUUCCCUAUACUAUGUAACAAUCGAAGUGUAAAGG